Penicillium odoratum is the source of this 1398-nucleotide messenger RNA. Its product is annotated as caspase family protein. Gene Ontology annotation, biological process: proteolysis. The transcript is spliced from 5 exons. The coding region runs from base 1 to 1398 and encodes 465 amino acids. The record is from RefSeq and is a predicted model, not a curated record. NCBI's taxonomy places the organism in Eukaryota, Fungi, Ascomycota, Eurotiomycetes, Eurotiales, Aspergillaceae. Gene Ontology annotation, molecular function: cysteine-type endopeptidase activity.
AUGUCUUACUAUCCGCCUUAUGGCGGUCCCCCUGGAUACCCUCCACCCCAGCAAUACCCCCCGCAGCAAGGCUACCCACCAAUGAACAACCAACACCACCACCACCAACAACAGCCUUCCUACGGCGGAUACCCUGGCCAGUCGUACCACCAGCAGGCUCCGCCGCCUCAAAACCCUUACGGAUAUAGUCACUCGCCUCAGCCCCCACAGCAGCAGCAACAGUACGCUUCGCCUGCCCCGCAGCCCGGAUACAAUGGAGCUCCUUCUAGCUACCAACAGCAAGUGCCCACUGGUCAAAACGUGUACCAGGGCCAAGCCCGCCCAGCAGGUUCGCAUGCCGCAUUGCAAGCAGAACUUUCCCGAGCCAGCGACGCUAACAUGAACCUUUUUGUAGGAGGGAAUUCAUACGGUCACUCCCACGGCGGCCCUGCCGCUCCUCCCACCGGCGCGGUCUCGUUCGGAAAUGGCGCGCCACAAGGUUACAGCUUCCAGUACUCCCGUUGCACUGGUAAGAGGAAGGCAUUAUUGAUCGGAAUCAACUAUUUCGGCCAGAAAGGUCAGCUGCGGGGAUGUAUCAACGAUGUGAAGAAUAUGUCGGCCUACUUGAACCAGAACUUCGGAUAUGCUCGCGAAGACAUGGUCAUCUUGACCGAUGAUCAGCAGAACCCGAUGAGCCAGCCGACCAAGGCAAACAUUCUGCGUGCAAUGCACUGGUUGGUGAAAGACGCACAGCCGAAUGAUUCGCUCUUCUUCCAUUAUUCCGGCCACGGCGGUCAAACACCCGAUCUUGAUGGUGACGAGGAGGACGGAAACGAUGAGGUAGUCUACCCUGUGGACUUCCGAGUGGCUGGUCACAUUGUCGAUGAUGAGAUGCACCGGAUCAUGGUGAAGUCGUUGCUCCCUGGUGUGCGUCUCACGGCAAUUUUCGAUUCGUGUCACUCGGGUUCCGCGCUGGACCUUCCAUACAUCUACUCCACCUCUGGUAUUCUCAAGGAGCCCAACCUGGCCAAGGAAGCUGGUCAAGGCUUGCUGGGUGUUGUGUCUGCUUAUGCACGUGGCGAUAUGAGCAGCAUGGCUUCCACAGCGAUGGCAUUCAUUAAGAAGGCCACCAAGGGUGACGAGGUGUACGAGCGCAACAAACAGACCAAAACCAGCCCUGCGGAUGUUAUCAUGUGGUCUGGCAGCAAGGAUGACCAGACCAGUCAAGAUGCUCAGAUUGGCGGCCAGGCCACCGGUGCCAUGUCGUGGGCUUUCAUUGCCGCGCUCCGGAAGAAUCCCCAACAGAGUUAUGUGCAGCUCUUGAACAGCAUUCGUGAUGAGCUGGCUUCGAAGUAUACCCAAAAGCCGCAGCUGAGUUGCAGUCACCCGCUAGACACAAACCUUCUCUACGUGAUGUAA